ACCAGGCGGUGAGUUCUCGCCGGGUCCGUCAGUCAGUCGAUCGCAAGCCGUUGAACCAGCCGCGCAGACUCCGACCGUCGCAAAACCAACCACCCAACGACCGUAGCGUGCCUCUGCGACGAUUAGAUCUCCGGAAACGUGUUCCGUAUAAUUCUAGGAAAAACGGCGCAGCGCGUUGUUAGGGUUGUGCUUCUGUUCUCCAGGCUCGCUGUGCACCACUGUUAUUGACAUUAACACCCCGGGACCUGGGACCUGGGAGGCCAAUAGUAACAGCAUACGUGUUGCAUCGCAUCGUGUAGUACACACGGUAGUGCGCAUCUUUUCGUCGACACCACUGUGAUACUGUGCAGUGAUCUAAAACGGGGAUCAUGAGUACACCGGUGAAGAAGGUGCCAAUUCACCUCCAGAGCGCUCAAAACCGGCUUCUCAUUAAAAAUGGAAAAAUCGUCAACGAAGAUGAAAUUGUGGACAAUGACGUCUACGUUGAGGAUGGUGUGAUCAAACAGCUGGGACGCAACCUGAUAAUACCAGGUGGAACCAGAGUGAUUGAUGCACGAGGAAAAUAUGUGAUGCCAGGAGGAAUCGAUCCUCACACCCAUUUCGAGCUAGAAUUAAUGGGAACCAAGUCAGUGGAUGAUUUUUAUCAGGGGACCAAGGCCGCUGUCGCUGGGGGUACCACGAUGAUUAUAGACUUCGCAAUACCCAAGCAAGGGGAGUCGCUCCUCGAGGCUUACGACAGGUACAGAGCAACUGCCGACGAAAAGGUCUGCUGUGACUACGGGCUGCACAUCGGGGUGACAUCAUGGAACAGCAAGGUCAAAGAAGAGAUGGCAAUUCUUGCCAGGGACCACGGAAUAAACAGUUUCAAAGUGUUCAUGGCCUACAAGGACACUUUCAUGCUAAGGGAUCCCGAGCUGAUCGAAGUUUUUGCGGCGUGCAAAGAUAUCGGAGCCGUAGCUCAAGUCCACGCUGAAAACGGUGACCUAAUUGCGGAGAACACGAAACGACUUCUGGCUGCUGGUGUGACCGGACCUGAGGGUCACGAGAUGUCGCGCCCGGAAGAGGUUGAAGCUGAAGCGGUAAACAGAGCCUGCGUGAUCGCUAAUCAGGUAAAUUGUCCGCUGUACGUAUCUCCUGUGACGAGCAAAUCAUCGGCCGAUGUUAUAGCUGCUAAACGCGCCAACGGUGUUGUCGUAUUCGGGGAACCCCCAGCGAGUAGCCUCGGGAUUGAUGGUAGAGAUCAAUACGGAAAGGAUGUUAACAAGGCUAUAAAGCUGAUCACAAAUCCUCCAUUAAGACCAGAUCCAACAACACCUGCAUAUUUGAUUGAGCAACUUGCUCAGGGCGGUCUCCAAGUGACCGGCAGUGACAACUGCACCUUUAAUUCGGAGCAAAAGGCUCUCGGAAAGAACGAUUUCUCCAAGAUUCCAAACGGCGUCAACGGAGUCGAAGACAGGAUGUCCGUUGUUUGGGAAAAGGGAGUUCAGGCCGGAAUAAUGAACCCGACCAGAUUCGUCGCAGUGACGAGCACGAAUGCUGCUAAGAUAUUCAACCUCUACCCAAGAAAAGGUGUCAUAGCUGUCGGCUCCGAUGCGGACAUCGUUAUCUGGGACCCAAACAGGAAACGCACCAUUUCUGCUGAGACGCACGUGCAAGCAGUAGACUUCAACAUCUUUGAGGGUUUGGAAGUCCACGGUGUUCCAGAAUACGUAAUCGUCAACGGCCGCGUCUGCGUCGACGAAUGUGACGUCAAAGUUGUUCACGGCUACGGCAGAUUCGUGGAAACUCCGGUGUACCCUCCGUACGUUUACGACCUCAUUUCCGAACGAGAACAGAAGCCACGUGGAGUGGCUCGGACAGAAGUGGAGUUGAAACGAUACGCCGAGGAAGACGCAGCCAUGGCGAAGGCCAGGGAAGCCGCGAAGGCGGCUGCUGCAACGGCUGCGGCGAGCGCGGCGACGAUCGGCAAUAUUUAUACAAACGGUUCGGUGGACAGUCUGAAACCGAAAUUGCAGAAUCUCUCGUGCGUUCCAACCUUGCCAGAGUCAGCCGUGGUCACCCCAUCAGCAAAGGGUCCGCGUCUCGAGGGUCAAAGAAACUUGCAGGAUUCUACCUUCUCGAUCAGUGAGGACGUCGACGAGGCUCGUCGCGCUUGCAUCCGCGUCAAUAAUCCUCCUGGUGGUCGCAGCGCCGGCGGAUUUUGGUAAUUUGAUCCCUUAAGGGUCGUCAUGGUUCCGCUUAACGCGCAGGCAAAAGAAAAAAAGAAUGAUAAGCAAACUGUCCUGGAGUAAGAGAAAUUACUAAUAACAAGGAAAACCGGCUGAAGGGCAACAGCAAAUCCCAUCCCACUUUACGUUUUACCUCAUAAAUACUGCACUACCUGCAUCCCGUUCCGUAACACCCGGCGUCCUAUCACCGUUACGGCUUGUAAUCUAUAGCUUUGACGUUUCGCUACUUACCAAAUAUUAAACGUUAAGUUUUCACCAACGUUCAACUUCAUCAAGGUCUGUCCCACCCAAGGAGGAAACGGAGGCGCCAAGUCAGUAGGUUAUGCGAAUGUACCGCAGACCUGAUAGAUAGGUAUAAUCAUUAUUGGUAAUUCGUUCAAUCGUUCAUUAAUUCGUUCGUUCGUUCACACGCUCUGCUUAAUAAGACUUGAAUUAUUGUUACAUCUAAUCUCGUGUCGAAGUCUGUACGCCUGUCGCUCCAGCUGGAAGCCUGCCUCUUUUCGAGCUUUCACAAU
Neodiprion fabricii is the source of this 2743-nucleotide messenger RNA. RefSeq names its product dihydropyrimidinase (gene CRMP). Gene Ontology annotation, molecular function: dihydropyrimidinase activity. Gene Ontology annotation, cellular component: cytosol; cytoplasm. Gene Ontology annotation, biological process: pyrimidine nucleobase catabolic process. The coding region runs from base 369 to 2207 and encodes 612 amino acids. Lineage: Eukaryota; Metazoa; Arthropoda; Insecta; Hymenoptera; Diprionidae. The transcript has 10 exons. The record is from RefSeq and is a predicted model, not a curated record.